AUGUUCUUCUCCUGCGAGCGCAUCUGCGGCGGCCGCGACCCCGCGACGGACACGGUCCGCAUCGACCUCCCGCUGGGCGCGGCGGGCCCGGCGCCGGCCGGGCCAGAGCCCCCGGGCGCCGAGCGGGCGGCGGCGGAGCAGGAGGAGCAGGAGGCCCAGCGCCGCGCCGAGGAGGACGAGCGCCGCAGGGCGGAGGAGGAGGAAGAGGAGCUGCGCCGCGCAGAACUGCGCCGCGCCGAGGAGGAGGAUGAGCGGCGCCGCGCGGAACUGCGCCGCGCCGAGGAGGAGGAGGAGCGGCGCCGCCUCGCGCGCCUCGAGGAGGAAGAGGCCCGCGCGCGCACGGAGGCGGAACUCGCGGAGCGAGAGCGCCGCGAGCGGGCGGAGGCGUUGGCGGCGCAGGAGCGGCGCGCGCAGGUGGGGGCCUUCCUGAAGGCGGAGGGCUUCGCGGGCGUGAGCGCCCCGAGGCGCAGGCUGCUCCAGAAGAGCUACCCGCUGCACCGCGCCGCCGAGCUGGGGAACGGCCAGAUGGUGGAGUACUUGCUGGCGGAGGGCGCCGACCCGUCCCAGAAGAACUCCUCGGGCCUCACGGCUGCCCAGGUGGCCACGAAGAAGAACAGGGGAGACUCCCACGGCGGCGCGCUGAGGGCCCUCGGCGGCGCGUGA
Molecule: messenger RNA, 663 nt
Organism: Prorocentrum cordatum
Lineage: Eukaryota; Dinophyceae; Prorocentrales; Prorocentraceae
Source: the annotation of a GenBank genome assembly